UGGGAAUUUCAAAUUGGUCCGUGUGAGGGCAUUGAGAUGGGUGAUCAGCUGUGGAUAGCUCGCUACAUCCUGCACCGGGUGGCCGAGGAUUUCGGAGUCACCGUGACACUCAAUCCAAAGCCCGUAGCUGGCGACUGGAAUGGAGCCGGAUGCCAUACCAAUUUUAGCACCGAAAAGAUGCGCUCACCGAAUGGUAUUCAGUGA
Molecule: messenger RNA, 204 nt
Organism: Gongylonema pulchrum
Lineage: Eukaryota; Metazoa; Nematoda; Chromadorea; Rhabditida; Gongylonematidae
Source: the annotation of a GenBank genome assembly